Messenger RNA from Polistes dominula (European paper wasp), 1556 nucleotides. It is a transcript of the gene Gmd, whose product is annotated as GDP-mannose 4,6 dehydratase. Gene Ontology annotation, molecular function: GDP-mannose 4,6-dehydratase activity. The record is from RefSeq and is a predicted model, not a curated record. Gene Ontology annotation, biological process: 'de novo' GDP-L-fucose biosynthetic process. Lineage: Eukaryota; Metazoa; Arthropoda; Insecta; Hymenoptera; Vespidae.
ACAAUUUGAUUAAUUUGAAUUUUCGAUAUAUCGAUAGUUGCAUGUUCAGUUUACUAUCGAGUCGAAAGUUGAUUGUACACACACACACAAUCAGUGUUAGUAAUGAUUAUUUUAUUACUAUCAAUGCUGAUAAACAGUGAUAAUAUUACUGAUACGGACGAAAUACCACAUUCGUUUUUUAGCAUAAAAAUAAAAAGGACUAAUUAGUAUUUGUUUAAAAUGGCAACCGGAGACGAUAGACGCGUGGCAUUAAUUACUGGUAUUACUGGACAAGAUGGUUCUUAUUUAGCUGAAUUUUUAUUAGAAAAGGGAUAUGAUGUGCAUGGUAUUAUUAGGAGAGCAAGUUCCUUUAAUACUGCUCGUAUUCAGCAUUUAUACGAGGAUCCUAAGUGCCAUCGCCAGGGUAAAAUGAAAUUACAUUAUGGAGACAUGACAGAUUCGAGUAGUUUGGUUAAAGUAAUCAGUUCGGUGCAACCAACUGAAAUUUAUAAUCUUGCAGCUCAAAGUCAUGUUAUGGUUAGUUUUGAAGUAAGCGAGUAUACUGCAGAAGUAGAUGCUGUGGGAACAGUGAGAUUACUAGACGCUAUAAGAACGUGUGGUUUAGAAAAGUCGGUCAAAUUUUAUCAUGCAUCGACUUCUGAACUUUAUGGUAGGGCAGUAGAAGUACCACAGAAUGAAAAAACUCCAUUCUAUCCACGUUCCCCAUAUGCAUGCGCCAAAUUGUAUAGCUUCUGGAUCGUAGUUAAUUAUAGAGAGGCUUACAAUAUGUUUGCUUGCAAUGGUAUAUUAUUCAAUCAUGAAAGUCCUAGAAGGGGAGAAAAUUUUGUAACGAGAAAAGUUACAAGAUCUAUAGCAAAGAUACAUUUAGGGUUGCAAGAUGUUCUUGAAUUAGGAAAUCUUGACGCUAAAAGAGACUGGGGUCAUGCUAAGGAUUACGUACAAGCAAUGUGGCUUAUGCUUCAACAAUCAACCCCAGAUGAUUAUGUUAUAGCCACGGGAGAAACUCACAGUGUAAGAGAAUUUGUAGAGGCUGGAUUCCAGUACGUUGGACGUAGUAUUAAGUGGGAAGGAGAAGGAGUUAACGAAACAGGGAAAGACGUGGAGAGCGGAAAAGUAUUAGUACGAAUUAAUCCGAAAUAUUUCCGACCUACUGAAGUUGAUGUUCUUUUGGGUGAUGCUACUAAAGCCAAGGAGAAAUUUGGAUGGAAACCGACGGUUACAUUCGAGGAAUUAGUUAAAGAUAUGAUGGACUUCGAUCUGAAUCUAAUGAGAAAAAAUCCAAAUGCUUAGUAUCAUUUUACUUUAGCCUAAAUAAUUACGGAAAGGUAUGAAAUAUGUCCUAUAUCUUUGUAUAUUGUGUUACGUAUGCCAUAGCAUAUAUUUAUUAUAAAUAAUCCACACGCCAGUAUCACACAUUACUGCAUUUAAAUCUACAGAGUAAGAAUAGUCAAAUUAAUAAGGUAAGAAAGUUAUAAGAUUCUUUUUGAAGUAUUAUAAAUUGUACAACAAACGAACUAGUAUGAAAGCGGUCGUUCAUAUACAAAGUAGUUUUUAUA